UACUUUGCAGAUAAUUUGUAAAGAAAGAAUAAUCAACAUUCAACAUGCCUCAAAACGAAUAUAUUGAAAGACAUCGUAAACUAUAUGGACGACGUUUAGAUUAUGAAGAAAGGAAAAGAAAAAAGGAAGCUCGUGAACCACAUAAACGAGCAGAACGUGCUCGUACUUUACGUGGUAUAAAAGCAAAGAUUUUUAAUAAAGAACGAAGAAAUGAAAAGAUUCAAAUGAAAAAGAAAAUAAAAUGUCAUAUGGAAAAGAAAGUAAAAGAAAAAUCAAAUAACAUACCAGAAGGAGCAUUACCAGUAUACCUAUUAGAUCGUGAUAUUAAAAAAGAUGCUAAAAUAUUAUCAAAUAUGAUAAAACAAAAACGUAAAGAAAAAGCUGGAAAAUGGGAUGUACCAAUACCUAAAGUUAAAACACAAUCAGAAUCUGAAGUGUUUAAAGUAAUGAGAAGUGGAAAAUCUAAACGUAAAUCUUGGAAAAGAAUGGUAACAAAAGUAACAUUUGUUAGUGAAAAUUUUACCAGGAAACCACCUAAAUUUGAAAGAUUUAUUAGACCAAUGGCGUUACGUUUUAAAAAGGCACAUGUAACUCAUCCUGAAUUAAAAGCUACAUUCUGUUUGCCAAUUAUUGGAGUAAAAAAAAAUCCAAGUUCACCAAUGUAUACAAAUUUAGGUGUUAUUACCAAAGGAACAAUUAUUGAAAUAAAUAUUUCAGAAUUAGGUCUUGUAACUCAAUCAGGAAAAGUGGUUUGGGGAAAAUAUGCUCAAGUUACAAAUAAUCCUGAAAAUGAUGGUUGCAUUAAUGCCAUAUUACUUGUAUAAAGUAUUUUUAUUAAAUAAUUAUAUUGUGAUUUGUAUGAUGUGUAAUAAAUAUUAUAAAUAUAAUUAAUAAAUAAUAUAAUAAACAUAA
Apis laboriosa (Himalayan honeybee) is the source of this 912-nucleotide messenger RNA. RefSeq names its product ribosome biogenesis protein NSA2 homolog (gene Ip259). Gene Ontology annotation, biological process: maturation of LSU-rRNA; maturation of 5.8S rRNA. Gene Ontology annotation, cellular component: nucleolus; preribosome, large subunit precursor. The record is from RefSeq and is a predicted model, not a curated record. Lineage: Eukaryota; Metazoa; Arthropoda; Insecta; Hymenoptera; Apidae. Bases 45 to 824 code for a protein of 259 amino acids. The transcript has a single exon.